This is a messenger RNA of Physeter macrocephalus (sperm whale), 4302 nucleotides long. RefSeq names its product TANK binding kinase 1 (gene TBK1). Gene Ontology annotation, molecular function: ATP binding; protein serine/threonine kinase activity. Gene Ontology annotation, biological process: peptidyl-serine phosphorylation. The transcript has 21 exons. Bases 900 to 3581 code for a protein of 893 amino acids. Lineage: Eukaryota; Metazoa; Chordata; Mammalia; Artiodactyla; Physeteridae. The record is from RefSeq and is a predicted model, not a curated record. Gene Ontology annotation, cellular component: cytoplasm.
UUGGUGGGAAUGUAAGCAGUGAAUAGACUGUUGUUACAGUAGAAUGAUUCCAUCACUUAAACAUUGUUUAAAGGUUUAAUAAAUUCCUUUGUAACAAGCAUUACAGUGGGCUUUUCUUAUCUCCAUUGUAUAUAUGAUACGUGAUUAAACAGGCUUACAGAGGUUUUUAAAAAAAUGGCUUAAAGUCAGUAUUUGGCAGGGAGAGCUGGGACUGCAACCCUAGGUCUAUUCCAUUCAAAAGCCUCUGCUCGGGCCUCCCUGGUAGCGCAGUGAUUGGGAGUCCGCCUGUCGAUGCAGGGUACACGGGUUCGUGCCCCGGUUCGGGAGGAUCCCACAUGCCGCGGAGCGGCUGGGCCCGUGAGCCAUGGCCGCUGGGCCUGCGCGUCCGGAGCCUGUGCUCCGCGGCGGGAGAGGCCACAACAGUGAGAGGCCCGCGUACCACAAAAAAAAAAAAAAAAAAGCCUCUGCUCUUAACCACUCUGCCAUAGGUUCCUAUUUCACGGCCGGCUCCUAUAGUUCUCACCUGGGAAGAACUCCCUCCUUCCGACUCCCUCCCUCAGAAAUUUAGCCCUUAUCUGCAGAGGUCUCUUCGGCCUCUCUGCCUCUCCUUACUAUGAGAAAGGCUGCAGUUCUACCAGUGGGCAAAAAGGAUCACUCGGGAAUAGCUGCUUGAGAUCCUAGCGGCACGAAUACUGCAGGGGACCGGAUUUUAGUCCCUAGAUUCUCCAGUAUUGCCAUUUUCCAAAAUACCGUCUAAAAAGAGGGAAUUAAAUGAGCUUAUUUACAUUAAGAAUCUCACGUCCGAAUUACUCGCAGCCGAUAAUCUGGCUCCCCUGCAGCCAAUGUGGUCUUUAAAAUACAUACGAAUCUAUCCCUGCAGAGUAUGAUAUCCUCCAGCGAUGGCCCCUCAUGUGUCCAGCAUUCUGCACACCCGUGCUUAUUUGCAUGUUUGUAAUCACCCGUCCACUGUCUGUCCCACUAUCACCUCACUCCGCCUUUGGCUGUCGUGGACGGGGCGGGAUUCGCAGUUGGAAUCUGAAUCCUUGCGCUCACUGCGCAGGGCUCUCCGGCUUCACCCUCAGAGUAAGGGGGGACAGGCAGCGGGUGUGGACGGGGUCCAGACGCCCCACAGUCUCUCGGCCCCUCGCCACAGAGGCCUCGGAGAGCUGUGCGAGGGAAGAGCGUUGGCAGCAGAGGCCCAAGCCCAGAUCUGUGCGCCGGAAGUGCGCGUGCGCACCCGCACCCGCACGGCGGCCGUCGGUCACGUGACCCCGACCAGUGCUUGCGAAGCCGGAAGUGGCCUGAGACACAAGGAGGCCGCGGGAGCCCGCUGGCGGUGGCGCGGCGGAGACUGGGCGAGUAUAACAAGAGCAUCACCUAACCACGCCGAGAUGCAGAGCACUUCUAAUCAUCUGUGGCUUUUAUCUGAUAUUUUAGGCCAAGGAGCUACUGCAAAUGUCUUUCGUGGAAGACAUAAGAAAACUGGUGACUUAUUUGCUAUCAAAGUAUUUAAUAACAUAAGCUUUCUUCGUCCAGUGGAUGUUCAAAUGAGAGAAUUUGAAGUGUUAAAAAAACUCAAUCACAAAAAUAUUGUCAAAUUAUUUGCUAUUGAAGAGGAGAUAACAACGAGACAUAAAGUACUUAUUAUGGAAUUUUGUCCAUGUGGAAGUUUAUACACUGUUUUAGAAGAACCAUGUAAUGCCUAUGGACUACCAGAGUCAGAAUUUUUAAUUGUUUUGCGAGAUGUGGUGGGUGGAAUGAAUCAUCUCCGAGAAAAUGGCAUAGUUCACCGUGAUAUUAAGCCAGGAAAUAUCAUGCGUGUAAUAGGGGAAGACGGACAGUCCGUGUACAAACUCACAGAUUUUGGUGCAGCUAGAGAAUUAGAAGAUGAUGAACAGUUUGUUUCUCUGUAUGGCACAGAAGAAUAUUUGCAUCCUGAUAUGUAUGAGAGAGCAGUGCUGAGAAAAGAUCAUCAGAAGAAAUAUGGAGCGACUGUUGAUCUUUGGAGCAUUGGGGUAACAUUUUACCAUGCAGCCACUGGAUCACUGCCAUUUAGACCGUUUGAAGGGCCACGUAGGAAUAAGGAAGUGAUGUAUAAAAUAAUUACUGGAAAGCCUUCUGGUGCAAUAUCUGGAGUACAGAAAGCAGAAAAUGGACCAAUUGACUGGAGUGGAGACAUGCCUGUUUCUUGUAGUCUUUCUCGGGGUCUUCAAGUUCUACUUACCCCUGUUCUUGCAAACAUCCUUGAGGCAGAUCAGGAAAAGUGUUGGGGUUUUGACCAGUUUUUUGCAGAAACAAGUGAUAUACUUCACCGGAUGAUAAUUCAUGUUUUUUCGCUACAACAAAUGACAGCUCAUAAAAUUUAUAUUCAUAACUAUAAUACUGCUACUGUAUUUUAUGAACUGGUGUAUAAACAAACCAAAAUUAUUUCUUCAAAUCAAGAACUUAUAUAUGAAGGACGACGUUUAGUUCUAGAACCUGGAAGACUGGCACAACAUUUCCCUAAAACUGCUGAGGAAAAUCCCAUCUUUGUAGUAAGCCGGGAACCUCUGAGUACAAUAGGAUUGAUAUAUGAAAAAAUUUCCCUCCCUAAAGUACAUCCACGUUAUGAUUUAGAUGGGGAUGCCAGCAUGGCUAAGGCAGUAACAGGAGUUGUGUGUUAUGCCUGUAGAAUUGCCAGUACCUUGCUGCUUUAUCAGGAAUUAAUGCGAAAGGGGAUACGAUGGUUGAUAGAAUCAGUUAAAGAUGAUUAUAAUGAAACUGUUCACAAAAAGACGGAAGUUGUGAUCACAUUAGAUUUCUGCAUCAGAAACAUUGAAAAGACUGUGAAAGUAUAUGAAAAGUUGAUGAAGAUCAGCCUAGAAGCAGCAGAGUUAGGUGAAAUUUCAGACAUACACACCAAACUGUUGAGACUUUCCAGUUCUCAGGGAACAAUAGAAACCAGUCUUCAGGAUAUUGAAAGCAAAUUAUCUCCAGGUGGAUUGCUGGCAGAUACAUGGACCCAUCAAGAAGGCACUCAUCCAAAAGAUAGACAUGUAGAAAAGCUACAAGUCCUGUUAAAUUGCAUCACAGAGAUUUACUAUCAGUUCAAAAAAGACAAAGCAGAACGUAGACUAGCUUAUAAUGAAGAACAAAUCCACAAAUUUGAUAAGCAAAAACUGUAUUAUCAUGCAACAAAAGCUAUGACCCACUUUACAGAUGAAUGUGUUAAAAAGUACGAGGCUUUUUUGGAUAAGUCAGAAGAAUGGAUGAGAAAGAUGCUUCAUCUUAGGAAACAGUUAUUAUCCCUAACUAAUCAGUGUUUUGAUAUUGAAGAAGAAGUUUCAAAGUAUCAAGACUAUACUAAUGAGUUACAAGAAACUUUGCCACAGAAAAUGUUCGCAGCCUCCAGUGGAAUCAAACAUACCAUGACCCCAAUUUAUCCAUGUUCUAACACAUUAGUAGAAAUGACUCUUGGUAUGAAGAAAUUAAAGGAAGAAAUGGAAGGGGUAGUUAAAGAACUUGCUGAAAAUAAUCAUAUUUUAGAAAGGUUUGGCUCUUUAACCAUGGAUGGUGGCCUUCGCAAUGUUGACUGUCUAUAGCUUUAUAAGAAGUUUGAGGCAAGUUUCAGUUUGCACAAGAAAAUAAUGUUGGGGCAUUAAAUGAAUGCCUCUGUAGGUGGUCUCUUGUUUCUACAUUUCACUAUUUGAUGUGGUCAUGUAAAUAUGUACAAUACUGUAAAUACAUAAAAAAUAUAUAAAUUUUUGGCUGCUAAGAUGUAAUUUUACUUUUUAACAUUUAUAAUUAUAUGAGGACAUUUGACCUCAGUGAGCACUGAGAAGAAAGCCAUGACCGAUACGUUGAGAUACUUACUGAUCCUCGACUCUUCUGAGUAAGGCCAGCUAAGUCAUAUAUCUCUGACUGCCUACUGGAAACAUUUUUAAGUGGAACCAAAAUUGGCAUCCUUACAAAUCAGUAAAGGCUGAUUGUUAACACUUUUAUAAAUGAUAGAAUGGAGAGGUAGCUUUUUUUGAGUGGGGAGCAGAACCGAACCACUGUUUUACUAGGAUCACAGUUUUUUUGAGAAGGAUAAAGUGGCAUUAUCCCAGUUAUCCUUGUAUCUGUUUAAUUUCAGGUAAAUUAUUGAGCAAAAUUUUUAAAGUGAUUUAAUUGUUAAAAACUGUUCAUUUUUAUUUUGGCCAUAAAUGUAUAAUUGUCAUAAAAAUUUUAGGAUCUUUUCAACUGUUUUAAGCUGUAUAUUUCUUCUUUACUUUAAUUCUGCUUACUACUUCAUGAAGAAGUAUCAAUAAAUUUCUCAAUUGU